GGACGUUCAGGAAACGCGAAUGUAACAGUGAAGUUUAAUGGAUGUGUAAUGGCGGUGGACAAGUGCUCGUAGGCGAUGCUGUUUGAUGUUGAUGGUGCUUGGAUAGAGUGAAGCGACAACAUGUGGCAUGAAGCUCGCAGGCAGGAGAAGAAGAUCCGAGGCCUUAUGGUCGACUACAAGAAGAGGGCAGAGAGAAGAAGGGAAUUCUAUGAGAAAAUUAAACUAGAUCCCACCCAGUUUUUGAGGGUCUAUGGAAGGCCAUACAAGAUUCACCUGGACCAGGCUGUGGCCAUGGCGGCCGAGAGUCCACAGAGCAUGAUGCCCUGGCAAGGUAACCGUGACAACAUGAUUGACAGGUUUGAUGUUCGAGCUCACCUUGAUACAAUACCUGAGAUCAAGAAAACAGAACCAAUUACACUGAAUCGUGGCGAGGACAAUGAGGAGAGGCAGGCCAACUAUGAGAGGUACAGAACCCUGGUGGAGAGCGAGUCAGCAGGAUUGACAGAGGAACAGGCUCUACACCAGAUCUACAUUGAUGAGCAGUUUGGACCUCCAGACAGAACAGCGGAGGAGGAGAAGAAGAAAUUGGUAGACAAGAAGGCAGCCAUUGGCUACACGUACGAGGACAGCACGGCAGCGGGUGAUGAGGAUGAAGAUGAAGAUGGAGAGGAGAGCGAUGAAAGCAGUGACACCGAUGUUGAAACAGCCGAUUUAGACGUGACGCUGGAUGUGGAUGAGCUGACAGUGGAGCAGAUGGUUCUCAUCAACCAGUGUGCCGAGGCGUACGGCAUGAAGCAGGACGACUUCAUCAGAUUGCUGAGGAAAGACAAGGAAGAACUGGAGGCACUGAGACAGGCUAAACUGCUGGAAGAAGAGAAGGCCCAGUUUGCUGGUCGAAAGUCUCGAAGAGAACGACGAGCGUUUAAAGACAAGCGUUUGCAGGGAAGGAGAGUAAGCCCACCAAGCUAUGCUGCAAGAGACAGUCCCAAGUAUGAACCAUACAGGAGGUCCUCAUCAUCUUCAAAGUCAAGGUCAAGGUCACCUGAGAAUGUUGGGAAGGUCAUGUUUAUCACAUGUUUCGGGGACGACAGUGACCACGAGGGGAAGAACAUUGUCGUGGGACCAUCACUGCCGACUAAUCACCAGCACCAAUCUCGGACUCAUAGUGACAAAUCUGAUUCAAAGAGACAACCAUGCUCAAAGAAAUCUUCCUCAAGAAAACAUCGAUCACGUACCCGAUCAAGAUCGCGGUCAAGGUCAAGAUCAAGGUCAUGGAAUCGUAACAAUAGAAGGCGACGCACUCCUUCAAGGUCACCUUCAUACUCAAGGUCACGGAGGUAUUCAAGAGAAAGACGACCAUUGUCAAGAGACCGUAAAUCCUACCCUCGUUCAUCACCCAGACGAUACAUGGAUAGAAGGAGAUAUGGAGAAAGGUACAGACCGAGAUCUAGGUCUAGGUCAAGGUCAAGGUCACCAAGAAGGCGAUCUAGGUCAACUUCAAAGUCUUCAGCAAGAUCUCGGAGUUCUCGGUCAAGUUCUCUGUCAAGCUCUAGCUCAAGAUCCCGUUCCAGAUCCAAGUCAAAGAGCAGGUCAAGGUCCAAAUCACGUUCACGGUCAAGGUCAAGGUCAAGGUCUCCUGCCAGAGUUGUCCCAGUGACGCAGCCUGUGAAAAGAUACCGCCGCAAGAGUCUGUCAUCAAAUGAGAGUAAAUCUGACGAUGAAGAUGACAAUGACAAGAGAAGCAGCACCAGCUAUGGCCAUAACAGACCGACCCAGCCGAUCGUUUUCUCUAAGAGUGCUGUUUUUAACCAAAUGAAGCUGACCCCUCAGGAGCGACUCAAACGCAAGAUGCAAGCUCAGCUCAACAAGCAAUACAAGGCAGACAAAAAGGCUGAGACGAUGCGGAUAUCUAAAGUGGAACAAGAAAGAAUGGACAGGGAAGAAGACCUGCGUUCUCGUGCGAUGGAGAUGCGGCGCCGUGAACGAGAGAAGAGACACAAAGAGAUGGAGGAGAGGGAACGGAACGCCACAUACAACAGUGACAGCGACAGCAGCCGAAGUCCUAGCAGAUCGCCACGGCGUUCAAGGAGAGAUAGGUCACUGACUCGAUCCAGAUCACGCUCAAUAUCAAGGUCAAGGUCAAGGUCGAGGUCAAGGUCAAUGUCCCCUGCUCGUGGAUUGGUUUCCUACUGAAUAAAGAAGCUCGGGGGAAACAACAGUUUACGCACAACGAGCAGUGACAAUAUUCACAACUGCAGAAUGGGCACAUUGUGAUGUUUUGAGGUCUAAAUCCAAUGACAGCAGGCAUAUACAUACAGCCCAACUUAUUUCAGUUGUGUCCAUUGUUUGUACACGGGCAAGCACUGUGUGGGGAACACACACACCAGGUGCAAGUGGUGUUGCCCUGCUGACACUGGCUGUAUGGUAAGGUGUAUAUAUUUAUAUUACCUGAAUAAUACCAGUGGUUCUCCACGGCUUUCCUGAACGUAUUAGCUUGCUAAUCCAAAUAAUUGGCUUUGUGUGCAGAAAGAGCUGUGUUGUCAAUAUUCUACAAGUCAAGAGAGGCUGCAUUUAACCUCUGACGGAAAUAGGGUUAUUUUGUUUAGUGAAGUGCAGUUUUUAUAAUUGUAUUUCUAAAAAUAAAUUGCAUGGCAUUAUGUUUAUUAGGGGAGGGGGAUUUUGUUUUUUUUAGGGAUGUAACUUUGCGUCCGAUAUCAGUUUUGAGUCAUUCAAUAAACCAAUAAAUAUUUAUGGUUUGAUAUGGUAUAUAUCAUAUGAUGAAAAUGUGAUUGACAGAUACCAAAUGGAAUAUGUUUUAUGUCAAUCAUACCUUUUUUAUUUUAUGUCAAUUUUGCUGUAAAUCAGCUGUUCUUUCAUCUUGGGACCAUCUUAUAAUUUUUUUUCUCCAAAUUUCGUCCCAUCCAUAUGGUUUUUCAUCUGAGAAUGAGUAUGAACUUACCAGUGUGAGUUCCUCUGAGACUGGUCAGAAACCUAGUGCUUCCUUGUCAUCCUCUGAGAUUCUGGUUGUACACAAGCCUGUUUAGCAAGGGAAAAAUAUGGCAGUGUACCGAAACCUGCUCAAACUGUAUAGGAAACAGUGUAUUUCAUGGUGCCAUUGAACUGCAGUGAUGUAAAUGUUAUACCGUUAUUGUUUAGAGGUGAGCAAACAUCUUCUACCAUUUGUGAAUUGUCUACCUUAGAAGAUUUCAUAUUUAUUGUUCAUCAUUCACAGAGCUCUUGUUUCACAAAGUGUUUGCAGUGAUGUGAGUCAUUACCCUGGUAGGUUAAUAUAGACUUACGGCUGUCAUACAACUGACCCUGAAACUGACACGUGUUUGUCAUGACACCGAACCUCACUGAUGGCUAUCAUGGCAGCCCAGGCCACAGGCUUCCCUAAAAAAAUGGCAGAAAGAUUUGGAAAUGAAAGUCCAGUUGGAGAUGAAAGCCCAUGCAUUUUAUCUUGUGAUAUAUAUAUAUGCAUAGAUAAUUAAAUAUGCACGGUUGGCACAUACACAGCAUAUGCAAAAAACACUAAACUGCUGGAGAAAGAGAUCAUCUGAACCAUCAGCAGCAUCAGCAGCAUCUAUGACCUGAUGCACAGGUUGUUUAGUUUGAUGCUAGGAUGACUCAGCAAUCAGCUUACUGUAUUCAUGUAUUUGUUAUCAUGAAAGUUCAAAUUAUAUUGUUGGGAUGACUGUUAAAUGCAAACCUUCACCCUAGUGUUAUAUUGCUCUCACAGCAGAAAGAUGAUGCAACAAGGACAGACAAUUCUUUGUCACUGUUUGUGAAUAUUUAAAUCAGCUGAAGUGUUGCCAUAAAUUGUUUAAAUCCUGGCUGUAUCAGCCAUUAUCUUAUAAGUUGUAGCAGGAUCACGAGGGGUACGUUUUAUGCAUCCCGUGUUAGGUUUUAUACAAGCCGGAACUAACGAGGGAUGCAUAAAUCCCAUGUACCCCUCGUGAUCCUCCAACAAACUUAUCUUACUGAUAACUUCUUUUGGGUAUUAUAUACUGAUGUUUGUAAUGCUGUGUUUGAAGCAAGUUUGUUGAGAACAAUGUCCUUAUGUUAUUAAACAUCCCUAUUGAGUGCUUUCUGGAACAGGGGGCCAAGUGUGUUGAUGAAUGUGUCGGAACUGGCAUGCUGCUUACAUUAGUGAGUGAGUAUGGUUUUACGCCGCUUUUAGCAAUAUUCCAGCAAUAUCAUGGCGGGGGACACCAGAAAUGGGCUUCACACAUUGUACCCAUGUCGGGAAUUGAACCUGGGUCUUCAGCGUGACGAGCGAACGCUUUAACCACUAGGCUACCCGACCGCCCCUGCUUACAUUAAGCUUGGUCUUUUGAAAUGAAGAGAAACAUUGGGUUUUUUUACCUUUUGUAAAUGCAGUUUUGCAUGGUUAUUUUAGUAGUUUGCUUGAGGCUUUCAUGUCAGGUGAAUUCUGGUUUGCUGAGUAUUGUGUCAUGAAACUAUGUAUAAUUAUGCCAUGAACUGAAAAUGACUUAUCUGAGCUUUGUUGUGCUUUGGUCUAUUCUUGGUUAAAACUGUCUCAACUGUUUCAUUAACGUCAGUAUCAGAGUAGAACAUUUUGAAAUGAAAAAUACUUGUUAUACACUACUCAACAUUUGCUUAGGAUCAAAAGUCUUUAUUCAAAGGUUUGGUCCUUGACAAAUAAUGAGUAGUAUGUAUUCAAAAUCAUAUGCUAAUCUUUGUUGGAGGUGAACUUUUUUCCUGAUUAAUAGACCAUGAAAUGGCAGUUCAUAUUUUAUUUAGUGUGGUGAGAAUAUGUAGACAGUAGCAUUAAUUAUACCUGAAUUGUCAUACUUCAUCUCCAGCAGUGUGCAGUAGUCACAGGUAUUGGUGGAGUGGUAGCAUUCCGUGACCACCAUGUUAUCUCUACCUCCCUGAUAAGUGUCUGCAGGCUCUGAACACAUCCAUGUCACACACCCUGCUGCUGAAUGUGUAGAGAGUCUGUGUGUGUCUAUGAUUGAACAAGUGUGCACCACUCUCACAACUACUGCUGUGGUCUUGUCUGAUGAUAAUAAACUGUCUUGCUUAACA
Molecule: messenger RNA, 5052 nt
Organism: Haliotis rufescens (red abalone)
Lineage: Eukaryota; Metazoa; Mollusca; Gastropoda; Lepetellida; Haliotidae
Product: CLK4-associating serine/arginine rich protein-like
Exons: 19
Coding region: 121-2193 (690 amino acids)
Source: RefSeq, a predicted model, not a curated record